AUGAGCAGGUUCAAUCUAGACCGUUUUCGUUUUGACAAGAAGGCGGCGACGACACCAAACAAAGACCAGGAUAGCGGCUCCAAAAGUCCAGAAUCCGAGAAGGAGAACAAGCCAGCUCAGAUGAAACCUGUCAAAACCGCACCAAAGUCCCACACCCGAGGAGUAGUUUUUGAGGAGGUCAUCACUAUUGACUUGGAGGAGGAUAAGCUCUCUGACACAAAGCUCAAAAUAUCAUCAAACAAGACAACUAAGGGUGCAGCGUCGAAAUUAUCAAAUAAUGUGGACUCCCUUGAUACAGAUGAAGAGGAUGAUGAGCUGGAGAACAAAAUGAGUAGAUUACUGGAAAUGUUUCCUCAGUUGACAAGAACGCAGAUGCUGGAGGUCAUUGGGAGCACAAGCACAUUGGAUGGGGCUGUAGCUGCAUGUCUUUUACAGUUUGGUGAUAAAAAUGCCCCCGACCAGGGCAAGAAGAGAAAGCAGGAUGGAUCCAGCAGUUCUCAGGACAGUGGUGUAACUCAACCCAGCAAGAAGAGGAGGUCAUCAUCGGUUUCUGGAGAAGAAGAUGAUGAAGGCAAGGAACCGAGCUGGGAGAAGCAGGAAGCCAUGGUCAGGAGACUGCAGAAAAAGUUUCCAGACCAGGACAAGGAGGAGCUGCGGAUGGUGCUGCAAGAACACGACUGGAAUGUUGAGGACGCUCUGCAGGUUCUGCUCAUGUUCUCAGACCCUGAUAAUACCAGCUUCAGCUCACCUGAGACAGAAGAUAAGAAAUCCAGUAAAUCAAAGAACAAAGACAAAUCAAGCCAGGACCACAGAGAGUUGAAGCGCCACAAAGAUCAUGGAGACAAGAAUAAAAGGAGUGAUCGUAAGAACCGCAGAAAUAGUAGUGCAUCAGAGGAGAGUGCCGAUGAUACAGAUGCUACAAAGGACAGUGAGGACAGCGAUUCGGAGUCGGACGACAGCGGACGUUCCAAAAAGAAAAGCACCUCAUCUAAUAUGUCAACAUGGUUUACCAAACGUUCUAAUUCGGUAUCUUCCUCCUUGCCUGUCAAGAAAUCGACUACCUCCUCCUCCCUGAAGCCGUCCUCCUCUUCCUCUGCUGCUCAGAUGUUGUCCAGGUUUGCCAGUGGGACCAGUAUAGCUAAAAAGCAGGCAGCAGAGAGCAAGCAGAAGGCGCGUGCUUCAAAUGAACAUGUCAGUUCUGAGGGGGAAACUGAGGAUGAAGAGGACACAGUUAGCAGUGAGUUUGAGGACUCUGACAGUGAGCUGGACACUAAAGGUGGCAUGACAGACCUGAAGAAAGGGAUCAUCAACUUCUUCCAAAACGCAUCGAUAGAUGAGCUGUCACUGAUCGCCGGGUGCUCGGUUAAAAAGGCCCAGAAGAUUUCGGAACUGAGACCCUUUGAUAGCUGGCAAAGCCUGGUCAGUUGCUUCCAUAAGGAAAACGGACUGUCGGAGGACUUGCUGCUGGGCUGCAGAGUCGUUCUCAAAGAGCGGAAGGUUGUCCUGGGGCUCAUGUCAAAAUGUGAGACCAUUUCCUCUAAAAUGGUCAAACAGGUCACUGAGGUGAUGGAGAAGGGCACAGGGGCUAUGAAACAGCCCCGCAUACUCAACAGCCAGUACCAGCUAAAACCCUAUCAGCUGAUUGGUCUGAAGUGGCUGCUGCUUCUGCAUGAGCACAAACUGAGUGGUAUCCUCGCUGAUGAAAUGGGUUUGGGGAAAACCAUCCAGGCUAUAGCGUUUCUGUCCCAGCUUUACCAGAAUGGCAUAGAAGGUCCUCACCUCAUUACUGUGCCAUCCUCCACACUGGAUAACUGGGUCAGAGAGCUCAAGCUGUGGUCUCCAAGCCUCAAAGUUCUUGUCUAUUACGGAUCAAUAGAAGACCGUCGCUACCUCAGACACGACAUCCUCAAUCAGGAUGUUGAGUUCAACGUCAUUGUGACCACGUAUAACGUGGCCAUAGGCAACGAUAAUGAUCGCAGCCUGUUCCGUAAGCUGCGUCUGAAGUAUGCCGUGUUUGAUGAAGGUCACAUGCUGAAGAACAUGAACUCUCUGCGCUACCGCCACCUCAUGGCUAUUAACGCGGAGCAUCGCUUGCUGCUGACAGGAACUCCUUUACAGAACAACCUCUUAGAACUGAUGUCGCUCCUGAACUUCAUCAUGCCAUCUAUGUUCUCCAGCUCUACUUCGCAGCUCUCCAAAAUGUUUUCUAUGAAAUCACACGAGGAGCAGAGCAGCUUUGAGAGGGAGCGUAUUUCUCAGGCAAAACUCAUCAUGAAGCCUUUUAUCCUACGAAGGGUCAAGAACGAGGUCCUCAAGCAACUUCCAGCCAAGGAGGAGAAGGUAGAGUCUUGCUCGAUGAGUGAGAAACAGCAGGUUCUCUACAAGACCCUCUUUCAAAAGCUCAAGGCUACCACCAGUGGAGAGAAGCGCGAGUUGUGCAAUGUGAUGAUGCAGUUGAGGAAGAUGGCCAACCACCCUCUGCUUCAUCGACAGUACUACACCACGGAAAAGCUCAAAGCCAUGAGCAAACUCAUGCUCAAGGAGCCUACUCACUUUGAUGCAGACGCUGCUCUGAUCCAGGAGGACAUGGAAGUGAUGUCAGACUUUGAGCUGCAUCGUUUAUGCCAGCAGUACUCCUCCAUCGGCACCUACCAGCUUGAAACCAGUCUCCUGCUUGACUCUGGGAAAUUUCACCACCUCACAGAGCUGCUGGCCUCACUUAAAAACAAAGGAGACCGAGUGGUAUUAUUCAGUCAGUUCACCAUGAUGCUGGACAUUGUGGAAGUGCUGCUGAGACAUCUUAAGCAUCGUUACGUCAGACUGGAUGGAUCCACUCCCAUAGCUGACAGGAUUGUGUUGAUUGAUGAGUUCAACACCGAUCCUGACAUAUUCGUGUUCCUGUUGUCAACGCGUGCCGGUGGCCUGGGCAUCAACCUCACCUCAGCUAAUGUCGUCAUUCUUCAUGACAUCGACUGCAAUCCCUACAAUGACAAACAGGCAGAAGACAGAUGUCAUCGUGUGGGCCAGACUAAGACUGUACAGGUGAUUAAGCUGAUCAGUAAGGACAGCAUAGAGGACUGUAUGCUGCAGCUGGGCCAGAAGAAACUAAAGCUGGAGCAGGAUAUGACCACUGCUGAGCAGGGUGAUGAGGGGACCAUACCUGAAGAUAUGGCAUCUUUGCUCAAAGCCUCACUGGGACUGUGAUACAAAAACACAUGAAACUGGUGACAAUAGAAAACCCCUGACUGAUGGUAUUCCUGUGAUUCUGGGCAGACUUGAGUGUUCUGACUGAACACAUGCAACUACUGAUAACCAUAUGCUGCCAUGGGAAAAAAAACAAAAAACUUCUGAUGUUGAGAUCUGAUUAACUGUGUAGAAUGGUAGCUGUGCCUAAAACACUAUUUUUACAGUUUAUGCUCAUACUUUGAUUACGAGACUAGUAACAUAGAGGCAAUACGACAAAAAAUGCCUUUAAAUAUUAUGCACUCCUACCUGUGAUGUGAGUCUCAAGCUGUAGAAACUUGAAACAAAGUGGUGUUUAAAAGUUCAGACCAAACCGUCAGGAAUGCAGCGUGAGUGCACCAUCGAGCGCGUCGACUGAAAAAAGUAUCACCUUUUGAGUUGGUUUAAUCCACACAGUGUUACAUUAUUCAAAUAAAAGUACCGUAUGCUGGUCAGGAAAUAUUAUGCUUACAGGCUGUCUUAAACAGAUGAAAUAUUUCAAGUUCAAGUAAGGAUGUUAUGCUUACAUGUCUGAAGAGGCGUUGCAUGGAAAUUGGAAGAUUCUUUACCAUCCUUCAUACACACGUUUGCAUCUUGUCACUUUUUUUUAUAUAAAGAAGAAAGUUUACAUUACAGAACGUUUAAAAAGUCGCAGGUAAGGCAACUGUACUGGAAAUGUUGAUAUUCCCAUGAAUCUCCUCGGCGACCAAUUCCCAUAAAGCAUUUUACACAGCUGAGGUUACAUGAAAAAGUAUCUGGAAAAUUGUAUUCUAUGUCACUGUAAAUGUAGUGUGUUGAGUUUCAUCCUGAGGUCAUAUUUUAAGUUACUUGUUCAGCCAAGGCAGACUGUUUGACCUUUAGAAGAUACAUGGUUGUGUGGGUGUAGUCAAUGCAUUUAACACACAGAUAUUCCAGAUUUUCUAGUGUGUUUAACUAGAAAAUCAAAAUAUGAAAACAGAACGUCUUUUAUGAAUGUGGUGCUUGAAUUGGUUUCUUCUACGCCUUUAAAUAUCUUAAGCCAAGUGACACAGUGAAGAUGACUGGAAGAAGUAGCUGCUGCAUUUAUGUACUGUAAAAGUGGCUAGUGUGUUGUGAGUGUACAAGUGUUAAUGUAAAAGCUUUUAUGAGGUCAUUUGUAUGUUUUUAAGGUUCCUGUUUGAACUGAAUAAUAAAAAUUUGAAUAACUG
Messenger RNA from Acanthopagrus latus (yellowfin seabream), 4409 nucleotides. It is a transcript of the gene smarcad1a, whose product is annotated as SWI/SNF-related, matrix-associated actin-dependent regulator of chromatin, subfamily a, containing DEAD/H box 1 a. The record is from RefSeq and is a predicted model, not a curated record. Gene Ontology annotation, molecular function: ATP binding; chromatin binding; ATP-dependent chromatin remodeler activity. The coding region runs from base 1 to 3204 and encodes 1067 amino acids. Gene Ontology annotation, cellular component: nucleus. NCBI's taxonomy places the organism in Eukaryota, Metazoa, Chordata, Actinopteri, Spariformes, Sparidae. The transcript has 23 exons.